Messenger RNA from Thamnophis elegans (Western terrestrial garter snake), 2238 nucleotides. Its product is annotated as B-cell CLL/lymphoma 6 member B protein-like. Gene Ontology annotation, biological process: regulation of transcription by RNA polymerase II. Gene Ontology annotation, molecular function: protein binding; DNA-binding transcription factor activity, RNA polymerase II-specific; RNA polymerase II cis-regulatory region sequence-specific DNA binding. The record is from RefSeq and is a predicted model, not a curated record. Bases 148 to 1452 code for a protein of 434 amino acids. The transcript is spliced from 8 exons. NCBI's taxonomy places the organism in Eukaryota, Metazoa, Chordata, Lepidosauria, Squamata, Natricidae.
CCCCGCUGGAGCCAGCCAGCUUUGAGGCUGGUUCUCAGAAGGCUGCGGCUCUGGAAGGGACUGGGGGGUCCAGCUGGAUCUCUGCCCCCCCUCCCGCAGCUCAAAGCACCCACACACACGCACACCUGCUGGCAGGACGGGGGAGCCAUGGCUGGUCCCAGCGCCCCCAGUUACGUCCGGGAAUUCACCCGCCACUCCAGCGACGUCCUCACGAACCUGAACGAACUGCGGAAGCGACGGAUGCUGACGGACGUCACCUUGAGGGUGGGGGGCUGCCCCUUGCAAGCCCAUAAGGCUGUGCUGACCGCUUGCAGCGGCUUCUUUUACUCGGUUUUCCUGGGCCACGGAGGCCACGAGGUCAGCGUGCUGACCCUCCCCAGCUCCAUCGAGCCGGUGGGCUUCCAAGCCCUCCUGGAUUUCAUGUACACCUCCCGCCUCCUCCUGAGUCCGGGCACGGCGCCCGCGGUGCUGGUCGCCGCCUCCUAUUUGCAGAUGGAACAUGUAGUCCAAAGCUGCCACCGAUUCCUCCAGGCCAGUUACGACCGGCUGACCUUCCUGGUGCCCCCCCCGGACUGCCAGGCACUGCCCGAAAUGUCCCAGCCGCCGAAGGAUGAACCGUCCCUGCAACGAAGCGCCAUCGUGGUCCCUUUUCUCCGAGGGGCCACCACCGAAGGGGCCCCGCAACCCGCAUCCUUUCACACCCCAGGAAAGGAUUCCGCAGCCGUCAGAUCCCCGGGGAUCCCCGGGGAUCUCUUCCCGGGGGGCCACCCGGCCUCCCCCGACGAGUCCAGCGGCUGCGCCCCCAUCCCGGAGCCCAAAAUUUGCCACUGGAAGAAGCACCGUUUCAUCGUUCUCCAUGCCACGCUGCCCCCCGCGGAGGGCAUCCCGCGUGACGAGGCGGGAGGGCCCGUCGGCUCUGCAGAAGGAAGCCCCGCCCCCAGGAGCCCUCCGGCUGACCCCCAGUGCUCCAUUUGCAACCCGGCGCCCACCGUCCUCUCUUCCCAGACCCCCAAGCGCCUUUCUGCACAGAGGGGAGGCGGCUGCAGCUCUGGGGAAAAGCCCUACCAUUGCGGGAUCUGCGGGGCCCAGUUUAACCGUCCGGCUAACCUCAAGACCCACUUACGCAUUCACUCCGGAGAGAAACCCUACAAGUGUGAGAUGUGUGGCUCUUGUUUUGUGCAGGUGGCGCAUCUCCGAGCCCACGUCUUGAUCCACACGGGGGAGAAGCCCUACCCGUGUGGCACCUGUGGCACCCGCUUCCGACACCUGCAGACCCUCAAAAGUCACCUCCGCAUCCACACCGGGGAGAAACCGUAUCAUUGCGAGCAAUGCCGUCUGUGCUUCCGCCACAAGAGCCAGCUACGCCUCCACCUGCGGCAGAAACACGGCGCCGUCACCAACACCAAGAUCCGCUACCAGGUGCUGGACGGAUCGUACGCCACCGUCUGCUAAGCCGGGAGUCCCCGUCGUCACAAACCACCUUUGCCGGUUUCCGGGCCAGGAAGAGAUCCAAUGCUCCGUGUUUCGUGAACGGAGAACAUUUCUUUUCGAACCCUCCCUUUCCCACUUUCCCCCUUUGCGAUGCAGGGAGUCCUCGACUUAUGAUGUUUCGUUUAAUGACCAUCCAAAGUUUAAAAGGCCCUAAAACGUGACUUAGGAUCGCUUCUUGCACUUACCACCCACGUCAAAAUUCAGACGCUUGGCCACCGACUUGUAUUUAUGACGGUCACAACGUCCUGGGAUUUCCCCUUUGGUGACCUUCUGACCCAGCCAAGUCAACUGAGGAAUCUGGAUUCGCUUAAGGACUGGCUGAUUCACUUAACAGCCACCACGAUUUGCUUAAUGGCAAGGAGAAGGUCGCCCAAUUGGGCGUGAUUCACUUAACGGCCAGAGGGAUUGGCUUAACCGUCGCGAGAGAAAGCAGAUGGCAAAAAUCGGGACCUCAAAUUCUGGCUCCCAAUUGGGGUCGUAAGUCAAGGACAACCUGAAUGAUUCCGGAAGGGAGGGGAGGGGGCCAAAAAGAUACCCGCUACCAUUAGUUCCCCCCCCCCUCUAAUUUGAUUCUUUCCAGCUUCAACUACAAUUCCCAUCUUUCCCAUCGCUGGUUGGUGGGGGAUGAUGGGAAUCAUAAGCCUAACGUUCCCGGGGGAGGCUGUCCUAGAAUUACUCCCCCCACCCCACCAUCUUUGGAGAACAAGGGGAGGGGGGCUUUGAAUGGGCCCCGAUUACCAUGGCAAC